AUGCUCCUCCGCGUCAUCCACCUGAACGUCCACCGCUUCGCCAACGUCGCGGCCGGCUCCUCCACCUCGGCGGCCGGCUCCUCCACCGUCGGCGCGGUGGGCGCUGCUCUCUCGGCUCUCCACCCGGAUCUUGUCACGCUGAACGAGGUGGAUGUCGCUCACAUGCCUGGGUGCCUGGAGUCCGUGUCGACCGCACUCUCGCUGCCGUUUGUCGAGUUUUUUGGCCACGUGCGCGGCACCUAUGGGAACGCCAUCCUCUCGCGCUACCCGCUGUCCCGGCGAAAGGCGGUCCAUCUCGAGGGAGGGACCGAGUUCCGAUUCCCCGCCGGCACCCGCAAGUUCAACGGCGAGAUCGCAAAGGAGAAUGAGGCGCAUCGCAUCGUGCGCGGCCUUCUGAUCACAGACGUGGAGUUGCCUUCUGGCCUUCGGCCGCUCGGUGUGGCGGUGACGCAUCUGGACCACAUGGACGUCGCCCAGCGGAGGACGCAGCUGCGGCACAUCGUGCGAGAGGCCGGCGACGGUGCCCUGCUGCUCAUGGGCGACCUGAACGCGCUGACUCGCUCCGACUACAGCGACGGCGCGUGGCGACGGCUCGAGGAGCGCGCGCGGGAGAGGAAGUGGCAGCUGCCGCAGCACGGCGACCUCUCCAUCCUGCGAGACGCGAAGUUUGAGGACGUCGCCGUCGCCUCCGGGUCGGAGGUGCAGCUGACCGCCCCCGCAAGGGAGCCGCUGUACCGGGUAGACUACGGCUGGCUGCGCGGCGGCGGCGCGCCGGGCACCGCGAAGACCGCGCCGCCGGGCGCCACCAUCACGAUGGAGGCCGCCAGGGUGCACGGCGAGGUGCUCGUCUCGGACCACCUCCCGCUCGUGGUCGACUUGCAGCUGGGGGAGGCCGCGAGCGGCGAGUGA
This is a messenger RNA of Emiliania huxleyi CCMP1516, 909 nucleotides long. RefSeq names its product putative Endonuclease/Exonuclease/phosphatase family. Gene Ontology annotation, biological process: GPI anchor biosynthetic process. The record is from RefSeq and is a predicted model, not a curated record. The transcript has a single exon. Bases 1 to 909 code for a protein of 302 amino acids. Gene Ontology annotation, molecular function: catalytic activity. NCBI's taxonomy places the organism in Eukaryota, Haptophyta, Isochrysidales, Noelaerhabdaceae.